This is a messenger RNA of Alternaria alternata, 1983 nucleotides long. RefSeq lists its product as hypothetical. Bases 118 to 1635 code for a protein of 505 amino acids. The transcript is spliced from 3 exons. The record is from RefSeq and is a predicted model, not a curated record. Lineage: Eukaryota; Fungi; Ascomycota; Dothideomycetes; Pleosporales; Pleosporaceae.
GUACUUUUUGUAUGGAACCAUUGUUAGCCGGCUGGGGUCUGGCGCCCGCAUUACCACCGCUUCAACAUCGUCGCAUGCUGUGAAUGUUCGUCGCCUCUAUGGAAAUUCCCCCUUGCUAUGGCUGCACCGAGCAGACCAUAUGAAAUCCGACCGGUGCUGGUACGCCGUGAUGUUCCAAGGAUGGCAGCUGCGUUCAUCGUAGCUGAGGAUCGUGAUGAAAAGGUUAGGGAUACGAACAAGCGCAGAGGCGCGACAAGACUUCAACAAUCGGAUGCGAUCAUGAACGGAACGUGGGAAGGACAGCCGCCCAAAUCACCACCACAACCGACAACUCUACCCACCGAGACGGAGAAAAUACUGUCAUCGCGGACCGAACAGUUCUCAUCUCUAGCCAUGCCGACGCCUGUCGGUACAGAAGAAACGAUCCUCCAAGCUAUAUCUAUACCCUCGAUAUCAACGGAUGCUACCUUGACUGCUCUGCCUGAGCUGGUAGCGUCUGCCGUCAGACCCACCCUCACCGCCCAAGCCGAUGUCAAUAUCAAUGGAACAAGUACCAUACGAGCGGCUUCGACUACGGUGCCAGCAUUUCUUGUAGACUCUGGCGCGAAGAUAAAUGAGGAAGCGCUUCCAGGCAUGAAUCAAGAGGACCCAUUGUUAGUGACGGUUCCCGGAAUGAAUCAAGAGGAUCCUCUCUUGGUGACCGCACCCGCAGUAACGCCGACCGCAGCUCCUGAAAGUUCGUUAGCGACCCCUUCGACUUCUGCGAUGACAGUAGAGAAGCCUAUGCCAGGGAAGAAGCAACCGAAACCUACAGCAGAUGCUGCAGUAGCCUCAUUGACAAUCCUGAGUGAUUCUGCUUCGACUAUCGCACAGACUUCGUCAACCACGAGCGCAACCAUCUCGAGUACCAUCGAUGUCUCUACGGUUUCUUUCUCUUUACCGCCCACAUUGACUAUCUCUACUUCGUCGUCCACAGAAUCUUCGACAACGACAAGCUCCUCAACGCUGCCUCCUGUUCUUACUUUUGUCACGAUUACAAGAACUGCACAAGGCAAAGAAGAUGCUCAAACAACUACACAAACCGUGCCCGCUCCACUAGCUGUCACUGCACCACAAUCGGCAUCCUCAUCGCUUUCGGCAUCCUCUUUAGUAGUUGGAUCGGCUACACCUUCGAGCCUGGCUACAGCCGUCAGUGUCGAGCCGCAGAGCGGCUUGACACCUCUAGCAAGAUCUUUAUUCAUCCUUUUCGGCGUUCUUGGAUUUAUUGCCAUCCUUAUUGCUUUGGGUGUAGUCUGGGUAAUGAGAUCGAACAGAAGACGUGCGCAAGCAGCUCGACAACAAGCCGCUCAGAACCCCGCCCAGGAGACUGAAGAAUACGAUGGCUACGGCAACACGAUACACAUUUCUUCCAACAACUCCAUCAAGACUUUCCUCACUGAGAGCGAGAAGGCCAUUGUAAACCGUGCCGCUACGCCAGACGGUGACACAGACGUAAGUUUACUUGGUUCCAUGAACAACCAUCGCGAUAUUAAUGGACUCCUACAGGCAAGCGCGAAGUCGUCCCACCACCUCACCGACGCCAUCAACUCCUUUAUAACUAAAUCACGUCGCCUGACUUACAAAAUAUCGCCUUAAACAAAUCGCUCUACACGCUGUACUCGGGGUGGAAUCAACACAUGCUUGAACUUGUCGCCAGCACAACCUAGUACUGUAAUCGGUUGCGGGACUUGUAAUCUACUGUAAAUAGCAUGAUAGACUGUAUAUAAAAUGGUUGUUGCCUUUCCAAAUGUUCGUUAUCAGUGCGGUGUGCAUAAUGAACAUGUAACGUGCGCAGUUAGAGGUACACUCAAAUUUCAGAUGGUGAAUGUCAACCCCCAAAUAGAAGAGACAUACCAGGCCUUGCUAGACGUCGGCUGAAAGGCUGUGGAAUAUUCUAGUCUGAAUGCAGCCACGCAGCAUUGUAGCACGAUGAGGCUGAUAAGC